Molecule: messenger RNA, 2021 nt
Organism: Protomyces lactucae-debilis
Lineage: Eukaryota; Fungi; Ascomycota; Taphrinomycetes; Taphrinales; Protomycetaceae
Product: electron transfer flavo protein-ubiquinone oxidoreductase-like protein
Exons: 3
Coding region: 222-2021 (599 amino acids)
Biological process (GO): electron transport chain
Cellular component (GO): mitochondrial inner membrane
Molecular function (GO): electron-transferring-flavoprotein dehydrogenase activity; iron-sulfur cluster binding
Source: RefSeq, a predicted model, not a curated record
CAUGGACCGAUCUACGUAGCCCUCUUCUCCCUUCUCUUACAGACAACGAACGAGUGUACUUUAUACCCAAAUCCCUCUCUCUCUCUCUCCCCUACCUGCUUCAAGGCUGCUUGACAUGUGCUGACCAAAUAUCCCCCGCGAAUUGGCCACACCUCAAAACACUCAAAACUCCAUCGAGUUACCGACAUCAAGAAAAAAAGGCAACUCUCUGACUGAAAGAAAUGCUCUUCAGAAAGGCGCUCUGGAGCGUACCGGUCACAAUCCGAUGCAGACUCACACGACCCGGCCCCCGACAAGCUGCUCGAUUCUCCGUCUCUGCCUUCCGAGGCCUUGCGAGUGUAGAUGAAUCCUUCGAUCCAAACUCGAUGGAGAGGACGGAGGAUGAGGUGGAUCUAUGUAUCGUCGGUGGCGGACCCGCUGGACUCUGUGCAGCCAUCCGAAGGUUCAAGCAAUUGGCGGAUAAAGCCGGAAAGGACUAUCGCGUCAUGGUCCUUGAAAAAGCUCCCGAUCUCGGCGCACAUAUCCUCUCCGGUGCUGUGAUUGAGACGCGAGCACUCGAUGAAUUGCUUCCAGGGUGGUUGACAUCGGAUGAUAAACCAGCAAACAUGACACCCGUGGAAAAGGACAAGAUGCGGUUCUUGACAGCCGAUAUGUCGAUUCCGUUACCGGCACCACCACAGAUGCAUAAUGCAGGGAACAUCAUUGUUGAGAUGAGUUCUGUUGUGCGUUGGUUGGCGGAAAAGGCAGAAGCCUUGGGAAUUGAAUUGUACCCUGGUUUCGGUGGUGCAGAGGUCUUGUACCAUUCAGACGGUAGUGUCAAGGGUGUCGCCACCUCAGAUCUCGGUGUUGGCAGGGAUGAUAAGCCAACGGCAGAGUUUGAGCGUGGUAUGGCGUUCCAUGCAAGGACGACGUUGUUUGCAGAGGGAGCGCAUGGGAGUUUGACCAAGAAACUCGUCAAGCAGUUUGAUUUGCGUAAGGAUGCACAACCACAAACCUACGGCCUCGGUCUUAAGGAAGUUUGGGAGGUGAAGGAUGAAAACUUCCGAAAGGGUGAAGUCAGUCAUUCUCUGGGCUUUCCAUUGAAGAAUGAUACCUAUGGCGGUGGAUGGAUGUAUCACUAUGGAGACAAUCUCGUCUCUGUGGGUUUGGUGGUUGGUCUGGAUUACCCGAAUCCGUGGUUAAAUCCCUACAUGGAGUUUCAGCGCAUGAAGCAUCACCCGCACUACGCGAGUGUCUUGAAAGGUGGCAAGUGUCUGUCGUAUGGCGCUCGUGCACUCAACGAAGGCGGCCUGCAAUCCAUCCCGAAACUCACGUUCCCCGGUGGUGCGUUGAUUGGGUGCUCAGCUGGCUUACUCAAUGUACCCAAAAUCAAGGGCACACACAAUGCCAUGAAGUCUGGUAUGCUCGCUGCUGAAGCUGCUUUUGAAGCAUUCGAGCAGGAGCAAGAAGGCGCUAUCGAGCUCACUGCGUAUGCAGAGAAUCUCAAAAACUCAUGGGUCUAUGAAGAGCUUCAUCAAGUACGAAAUAUCAGGCCUUCCUUCCACAACCCUCUCGGCAACUUUGGCGGUAUCCUCUACUCUGGUCUUGAUACCAUCCUUCUGCGUGGUCAAGCACCCUGGACUCUCAAACAUCCCACCACUGAUGCAGCAGCAACACAGUCUGCCGAUAGCUGCGAGAAGAUUGAGUACCCAAAGCCAGAUGGCGAGCUCAGCUUUGACCUCCUCACAAACCUCGCCCGGACAGGUACCUACCACGAGGAGAACAUUCCCGUACACUUGCGCGUGAAGGACUGGGAAAAACAUACACAAGAAGCCUAUCCACGCUACCAAGGUAUUGAGACGCGCUUCUGCCCUGCUGGCGUGUACGAGUACAAUGAAGAUCCCAAAGCUCCGCUCGGUGUCAAGUUCAACAUUAACAGCCAAAAUUGCAUACAUUGCAAGACGUGCGACAUCAAAGUACCAACGCAGGAUAUUGAUUGGCAGAUUCCAUCAGUCUCAGGCGGGCCCAAAUACGCAUACUAG